UUCUUCCUUUUGCCCUUGGGCUCAUUGUUCGUUUUGGACAUUGGCAUUUUGCAUUUUUUUUUAAACGGAUACCAUUUUCAUUCCUGGUUUUCCGCGCAGAGGACACGCGGAAGUUUUUGCAAGCAUGUCGACUUCACUGUAUGAACCAAACUUUUUGGCGAGCCUAAAGGACGACGCGGAAGACGCUGUCGACCCGGCUGAAUUGGUGCUUCCUACACCUCCUCCCCCUCCUCCGCCCUCCUAUCCGACGGCGCUAGUCCCUCCAGUGGGUCCACCUUACCAACCAUGGGAAGACCCCAGAUAUGCUCUUGGUCCCAUGCCUCACUAUAAACCCGUUUAUGUACAACAACAUCAAGCGCACGUACCACAGCCUGCACCACCGGCCCCAGAGUACUACACACCUCCGGCUGCGUCACCUUCAUCAACCGCCUCUACUCUCCAAAACAUACUACCUCAAGCUCCGACGUCCUCGUACAUGAUGCCACCGCAGCAUCUCAUGCACCAGCAACAAUUGCACUACUACUCCAUGCAAGCACAGCCUCCUGUGAACGUCCCUGUUUUCCGUCCGUCAAACUUCCCCAUACCGGCUCUUCGUCGAAACAAUUCCAGCCAUAUGGGAACACCAGCGAAGCGCCCUACACCUUCACUUCCGCCAAGGAUGCCAGUCCCCGCCCGCAAAGGCUUAUACGAAGCGACAUACUCAAACGUGCCUGUAUAUGAAAUGGCAUCACCAAACGGCGUUGGUGUAAUGAGACGUCGGCAUGACUCGUGGAUGAAUGCCACACAUAUCCUCAAAGCUGCUGGGAUGGAAAAGAGUCGACGAACAAAGGUUCUCGAGCGAGAGAUACAUCAGGGUGAACAUGAAAAGAUUCAAGGGGGAUAUGGGAAGUACCAAGGCACUUGGAUUCCCCUCUACCGUGCCCGAGAGCUAGCGGCAGAAUAUGGUUUGGAUGAGGCUCUUCGGGAUAUUCUAGACCUGCCUGAAUGAAGAGUCCUCCGCCUUUCCCUGUAGCAUGCACCGCGAGCGGUUGUGCUUUGGCGAUGGCAAAUGUUGUACAUACUUGGCUUUUUUGUAUAAUGUUUAAUGUCGAAAACACUCGUACAUCUUCCAAUACAAAUAUUGGUAACAGAAAACGUUGGUAUAAUGUUUAAUGUCGAAAACA
This is a messenger RNA of Spizellomyces punctatus DAOM BR117, 1163 nucleotides long. RefSeq lists its product as uncharacterized. Lineage: Eukaryota; Fungi; Chytridiomycota; Chytridiomycetes; Spizellomycetales; Spizellomycetaceae. Gene Ontology annotation, cellular component: SBF transcription complex; MBF transcription complex. The transcript is spliced from 2 exons. Gene Ontology annotation, molecular function: transcription regulator activity; DNA binding. The record is from RefSeq and is a predicted model, not a curated record. Bases 125 to 988 code for a protein of 287 amino acids.